GUCAUCUCUAAAAAGCGCGUCGUUUCGCUUGUUUUUCUAUUUGUGCUGAAAAAUAUUUACAUUUUGUUAUUUUUUAUGUUUAAUUAAUAUUGUAAUAUUUAUUUAAAAUUGAAGUCAAAUAAAAACAUAAAGAAUAUAUUGAAUAGCAAUGACAGAAGAGGAGAAUGCUGAUACAACAUUAACGGAUGCUGGACAAUUGCCGUCUGAAAAUGAUGUGGCUUUCUUGCAGUUCAUUGAAAUGGAAAAUUUUAAGUCCUAUCGUGGCCAUGUAGUUGUAGGACCAUUAAAACAAUUUACAGCUGUUAUAGGACCAAAUGGUUCCGGAAAAUCAAAUUUCAUGGAUGCCAUCAGUUUUGUUAUGGGUGAAAAGACGACAAGUUUGCGUGUGAAACGUUUAAAUGAUUUAAUACAUGGUUCAUCCAUUGGUAAGCCCGUAUCACGCAGUUGUUAUGUUACGGCCAAGUUUCUUAUUGGUUCGACACAAAUGGAUUUCCAACGUGCUGUUAUUGGUGGCUCUUCGGAGUAUCGUAUUAAUGGUGAAGUUGUUUCAAGUAAUACCUACUUGGGCAGACUGGAAAAGUUGGGAAUUAAUGUCAAGGCUAAGAAUUUCUUGGUGUUCCAGGGAGCUGUCGAGAACAUAGCAAUGAAAACACCCAAGGAACGCACAGCUUUAUUUGAGGAAAUUAGUGGAUCUGGUACUUUAAAAGAAGACUACAAUCGCUUGAAACAGGAAAUGAUAUUGGCAGAAGAAGAAACUCAAUUUACUUACCAAAAGAAAAAAGGCAUUGCGGCAGAACGUAAAGAAGCCAAACAUGAAAAAAUGGAAGCAGAUCGUUAUGCGCGACUUAAAAAUGAAUAUAAUGAAAAACAAGUUGAAUAUCAAAUAUUUCGUUUGUAUCAUGUGGAAAAGGAUAUACAGCGCUUAAAUGAGGAUAUCGAAAGCAAACAACAAGAAAUCAAAGAAGUUGAAAAACGCAAAGAAAGUGCCGAUGAUGUUCUAAAGGAAAAAAAGAAAGAAGCUGGUAAACUAAAUCGUGAAAUGGCUAAAAUUGAUCAGGAGGCCAGAGAAUUCGAGACACAAAUGAAUAAAAAGCAUCCACUGUAUAUAAAGGCUAAGGAAAAAGUGGCCCAUUGUCAGAAAAAGUUAAAAUCUCUGGCGAAGACUUUGGAAACAGCACGCGAAGCUGACAAUGCUCAUCAACAGGAUAUACGUAAACUGGAAAAACAAUUGGCUGAUGUUGAACAAAUGAAAAAACGUUUCGAAGAUGAAAUUGAAAAUGAAUCACAAAAACGCGGCAAAAGUGUACACAUGGAAGAGGGUCUGGUGCAAGAAUACGAUCGUCUCAAACAGGAAGCUGAAGCUACUGCCACACAAUAUCGUUCUCAAUUGGAUUCAGUGAAUCGUGAACAAAAAUCUGAUCAAGAUUUAUUGGACGGUGAAACCAAUCGCAGAGCUUCGGUAGAAGAAGCACUCAAAAAAUUGACACUGCAACGCGAGGAAGCUGUUAAGAGGCGUGACAAAUUAAUGGAUCACAUUAAAUCAUCCCAGGCGGCUUUGGAAGAACAAAAUCGUAUUAAAGAUGAACUUAAACGUGAUGUGGGUUGUUCAAAGGAGAAAAUUUCCGAAAUCCAACGGGAAUUAGAGAAUGUACGUGAUCAAUUGGGUGAUGCGCGCAGUGAUAAACAUGAAGAUGCUCGUCGAAAAAAGAAACAAGAGGUGGUGGAAUUGUUUAAGAAACAGGUACCGGGAGUGUACGACCGCAUGAUUAACAUGUGUCAGCCCACACAUAAACGUUACAAUGUGGCCGUUACCAAAGUUUUGGGUAAAUUCAUG
Molecule: messenger RNA, 1834 nt
Organism: Lucilia sericata (common green bottle fly)
Lineage: Eukaryota; Metazoa; Arthropoda; Insecta; Diptera; Calliphoridae
Product: structural maintenance of chromosomes protein 1A-like
Exons: 5
Biological process (GO): sister chromatid cohesion
Cellular component (GO): nucleus; cohesin complex; chromosome
Molecular function (GO): DNA binding; ATP hydrolysis activity; ATP binding
Source: RefSeq, a predicted model, not a curated record